Messenger RNA from Brassica oleracea var. oleracea, 3294 nucleotides. RefSeq names its product myosin-binding protein 2. Lineage: Eukaryota; Viridiplantae; Streptophyta; Magnoliopsida; Brassicales; Brassicaceae. The record is from RefSeq and is a predicted model, not a curated record. Gene Ontology annotation, molecular function: myosin binding. Bases 69 to 2624 code for a protein of 851 amino acids. The transcript is spliced from 3 exons.
CCCACACGCAUUCUCUAUCUGUAAAUAUUUGCUCAAAAUCUCUCAUUUUACUCUUCGAACCUUCGUCUAUGGCGGCCAACAGAUUCGCGACCUUGAUCCACCGCAAAACCAACCGGAUCACUCUCGUCCUCGUCUACGCUUUCCUCGAGUGGACUCUCAUCUCUUUCAUCCUCCUCAACUCUCUCUUCUCUUAUUUCAUCCUCAGAUUCGCUGAUUACUUCGGCCUCAAGCGACCUUGCCUCCUCUGCUGUAGACUCGAUCGGUUCUUCGACCCCUCAGGGAAAUCUCCUUCCCACAAAGAUCUCCUCUGCGACGAUCACGUUCACGCCCUCGAGAUUUCUACAGUUCCAUCGAAACCUCUUCUUGAAUCCAAAGGCUCCGUACAAGGUCGUGUUGAAUUCCCAAAGGAGUUGGUCUCUUGUGCUCCGAUCGAGCCUGAUCUGAGGGAUGAUAAAGGUUAUAGCUUUAUUGACACGAAUCUGAUCGGAGAUGAUGUUCAGGUUCACAAUGGUCGGCUUUUCACCGAACGGUCCCGAUCUAUCUUCGUCCUGGAAGAACACGUAGGAUCCGCGCCUCUGAUUGAUUCUCACGAACGAAAUGAACAAGAAACAGAGGAGAAGGAUGUUGAUGAAGAAGAAGAAGAAACAGAGGAGAAGGAUGUUGAUGAUGAUGAUGAGUUCUCUUGCUUUGUAUCAAGUUUCGACUGUAAUAAAGAAGUUGUUGUAACGGAGAAGGAGGAAGAAGAAGAAGAAGAAAACAGAGUGGAUCUAGCUACGGAGGAUAAACCUGCGCCGGCGACGAACCUGGAGUUCUACAUUGACGACCAGGACUGCCAUUUGAUUCCUGUCGAAGAAUUCUACAAACCUAGCGAGGAAGUCCGAGAGAUCUCCGACGUUAACGGUGACUUUAUCCUCGAUUUCGCGGCGGCGCCGGCGGCGGAGGAGGAAGGCGUGAUGUUACCUUCCGACGAGAUCUCCGCGCUUUCCUCGCCGGGAGAAUCGAAACGCGAAGAGGCAGUAACGAAUCAAGGUGCUUUGUUAAUGUCUGUUUGUCCUGAUCAACAACAACAACCUGAACCUGACUUCGCGGCGGCGACGGGGGAGGUGGAACACGUGGGGUUAUCUUCCACGUUUCCCUCGCCGGGAGAAUCGGAACCUGAGAACGCUAAGACGACUCAAGGUGAUUUGCUAAUGUUCGUUUGUCCUGAUCAACAACAACAAUCCGAACCUGACUUCGCGGCAACGGCGACGGCGGAGGAAGACGUGGGGUUAUCUUCAGACGAGGCGGUUCCCUUGCCGGGAGAAUUAAAACAGGACGAGGCUGAGACGAAACAAGAUGAUGAGUCAUUGCAAACGCAGACCGACGACGAAGAAACAGACGCAGACGUUUCAAUAGGCACAGAGAUUCCUGAUCAAGACCAAAUCGGAGAUGACCAAUCCCACGAACUCAUCGUUCCUGAAGACAACGACGACGACAAUGAUCAUGGUAAUCAUACAUUGGAGUUCAGAACUGUUGAUAUUGAGACAAGGAGACCUGUCUUACACGCCAACAAAGAGCGGCUUCUCGAAACUUCAAACUGUCUACACAACGCUAUGUUUCAACUAGAUCGAACAGAACCAGAAGCCAACCUUGAAGGAUCACUCACCGUGGCCAAGCUGAAGUCGGAGUUGGAAGAAGAGAGAAAGGCUCUCAACGCUCUAUACGAGGAGCUGGAGGAAGAGAGGAGCGCGUCCGCCACCGCAGCCAACGAAACAAUGGCGAUGAUCAAUCGAUUACACGAGGAGAAAGCCGCGAUGCAGAUGGAGGCGCUGCAGUACCAGAGGAUGAUGGAGGAGCAAUCCGAGUUCGACCAAGAAGCCUUGCAGCUGUUGAACGAGGUCAUCGUGAAACGAGAGAAGGAGAUUGCAGAGCUGGAGAAGGAGCUAGAGGUCUGUAGAAAGAGAUUGGAAGAGUAUGAGGCUAAAGAGAGGAUGGGGAUGAUGAUGAGGAGAAUGAGAGACUCCUCCGUUGAUUCCUAUCGAAACAAUGAGGGUUCAGAUGAGAACAACGGAGAGUUAGGGCAUAAGAGCGUUGAAGGAGAGAGUGAGAUGGAGAACACCCCCGUUGAUGUUGUGCUUCGUCUCGAUGAGUGUUUAGAUGAUUACGAAGGAGAGAGGCUUUCUAUUCUUGGGAGGUUGAAGUUUCUUGAAGAGAAACUCACAGCUCUUAAUGAUGAAGAGGACAAUGAAGAAGAAGCUAAAGCGUUUGAGAGUAAUGGUAGCAUCAAUGGAAACGGGCAUGUUCAUGAUAAGGAGACCAAUGGGAAGCAUAGAGUCCUCAAGUCAAAGAGACUACUUCCUCUCUUUGAUGCAGUUGAUGGAGAGAUUGGGAACGGAGACCACUAUGAGAACGGUGUUGAUGAAUCGGAGAAAGGUGAGAUUGUUAACGUGGAGGGAGAAGUUGAUGAGCUAUACGAGAGACUAGAAGCUUUGGAGGCGGAUAGAGAGUUCUUGAGACAUUGUGUUGGCUCAUUGAAAAAAGGGGACAAGGGUGUUCAUCUCCUCCAUGAGAUACUACAACAUCUACGUGAUCUCAAGAAUAUUGAUCUAAUUCGUGUAAGAGAAAAUGAAGACAUGAGUUUUUGAGUUUGGGUUUGGGUUUGAGUUUGAGUUCACUCUUAUAUAUAUGCAUGUGGUGGCAUGAAUAGAACAAAUCAUACAGGUUAGGGAGUGACUUUGUUGCUUGGGAGGCAAGGAACAACAAGAAGAGGUCUUAGAUGGAGGAGAAGAAAAUGGCAUAAAAGUCUCGGAUAAAAUAUCAAUCUGAUUCUCUUAUGUUGUGUCAGAUGAGAAUGUCCGUCUUUUCAUUUGUUUUAAUUCUAUUUUUUGGUUUUUAUUAUAAAAAGUGAAGAUUUACUAUAUAAAAAGAGAGGAGUGUGAGCAUAAUUUUUCACUUUUUUAUUUGUCUUUAUGAGUGGUAAUAGAAAAAAAGGUAGAAUGAUGAGUGUAUGUGUGUGUAGUGUAGUGAGUAGAGUAAGGUGAGAUGUUGCUACUAAAAAAAGCCAAAGGGCAAGCUGUCAAAUUCUUGGAUGUUUGUGGCAGAGCUUGGUAUGAUUUCAACAAAGAUGCCAGCUCCAAUGUACAUAAUGGUUUUGUUUUAUUGGACUUUUCAGAACAUUUAGGAACUUUCCGGGUGAGUUUUGAAUCACUGUUUUAUAGGUGGGGUAAGUAACCUCUUCAUUUGUUUUCUUUUGGAUUGUAACUGGUAGCUAUUACUCAUGUAAUUCGCUUUGCAAAGACCUGUCCUUUGUAUCAA